Phyllotreta striolata is the source of this 1986-nucleotide messenger RNA. NCBI's taxonomy places the organism in Eukaryota, Metazoa, Arthropoda, Insecta, Coleoptera, Chrysomelidae. The record is from the annotation of a GenBank genome assembly.
AUGAAUAACGUACUAAGAAAUUACAAGAACCCUAGCAUUAUUCGGAGGAUAAAAAAUAUUAGCGUACGAUCAUUCUCGCUAGAGAAAAAUUACGAUGUUGUGGUUGUCGGUGGUGGGCAUGCUGGAAGCGAGGCCUGCGCCGCAGCUUCUAGAAUGGGGGCCCAAACUCUGCUUAUUACCCAUAAAAAGGAAACCGUCGGAGAAAUGUCUUGUAAUCCUUCUUUCGGAGGUAUCGGUAAAGGCCACUUAAUGAGAGAAGUAGACGCUCUAGAUGGCGUGUGUGGAAGAAUUUGUGACAAAUCAGGUAUACACUAUAAGGUGCUGAAUAGAAGAAAAGGGCCUGCCGUUUGGGGAUACCGUGCUCAAAUCGACAGAGCUUUGUACAAACAACACAUGCAAAAUGAACUGUUUAGAAACACUCCCAAUUUAGAUAUCCUCGAAGCAGCAGUAGAAGAUUUAAUUGUAGAUAAAUCGUUUACUAAUGACCACAAUCAAAAUUGUAUAGAAUGCAGAGGUGUAAUUUUAAAAAAUGGCGUUAAAAUAAAAUCUCGUUGUGUCGUUAUAACAACUGGUACAUUUUUAAACGGACACAUAAAUUUGGGAUUAAACAUCUACCCUGCUGGUCGCAUUGGGGACGAACCGUCGAUAGGUCUAGCGAAAACUUUAGAACAGCUAAAAUUGAGAAUGGGGCGAUUAAAAACGGGCACACCUCCCAGAUUAAAAGCCGACACUAUUAACUACAGCGUCUGUGAACCACAGAAAGCAGAUGAUUCUCCUUUACCGUUUUCCUUCAUGAACGAAUCUGUUUGGAUCAAGCCUGAGGAUCAGCUCGAAUGUUUCUUAACUAACACGUCCUUAGCUCUAGAGAAAAUUGUAACGGAUAACCUGCAUGUAAACAGGCACGUUAUGGAGGAAAUAAGAGGCCCGAGGUACUGCCCGAGCAUCGAAUCUAAAGUAUUGAAAUUUUCGGGAAGGAGACACCAAGUAUGGUUAGAACCCGAAGGUCUCACUAGCGAUAUUAUUUACCCAAACGGCUUAUCUUGCACGUUACCUGAAGAACUACAAUGGGAUCUUAUAAGAAGCAUACCGGGUUUAGAAAAAGCUGUAAUUGUUAGACCAGGUUAUGGUGUCGAAUACGACUUUGUAGAUCCUCGAGAAUUAAUGCAAACGUUGGAAGUUAAAAGAAUCGAGGGUUUGUUUUUAGCAGGUCAAAUUAACGGUACGACGGGUUACGAAGAAGCCGCCGCUCAAGGUAUAUUAGCCGGUAUUAACGCUGGUGCAAAGUCGUUAGGUAAGAGUCCACUCACCAUAGGCAGAACGGAGGGUUACAUAGGAGUAAUGGUAGACGAUUUGACUACUCUAGGUACUACAGAACCUUAUAGAAUGUUUACCAGUCGCGCUGAGUUUAGAUUAACCCUUCGUCCUGAUAAUGCAGAUCAAAGAUUAACAACGAAAGGCUAUAAAGUUGGUUGCGUCAGCAAACAAAGAUACGAUAAAACUGUUAAAAUCCAACAAGAACUCAAAGACGGCAUAGAGUUAUUAAAAUCUAUUACUAAAACAUCGCAUCAAUGGAGGACAUCGUUAGGUUUUCCUCCCAGUAAAAGUCAUGCGCGAAAGAGCGCUUUCAGUAUGAUAGAUGUAGCCAAUGAAGUUAUUACGAUUAGUAUGCUGGCGAAAAUAGUCCCGGAGCUUGCUCCGCUUACAUACAAUCCUUCGCUGGAAAACAGGCUGCAUAUAGAAGCUACAUACGAAGCAGCUGCGGAGGAUCAAGCUGAAGAGGUUCGAGAAGUGCAGCGAAACGAGUCGCUCGUUAUACCGAUGAAUAUGGAUUACAAUUCCGAUUUUCUGAAUCUCAGUUUCGAAGACAGGGAGAAAUUGUUGACUGUCCAACCGCAAACGAUUGCUGCGGCUAGUAGAAUACCGGGCGUGACGCCUUCAUCCUUAUUUAGAUUACUAAGGUAUGUUAAACAAGAAAUGCGCAACUAA